UCAAGAGGGCACCACAGCAAAUACCCAUUUAGUUCUCUCUUUAGACCACAAGAGAUGCCAAUAUCAAUGGAUUUGGAUGGAUUUGUCAGAUUCUCCAAAGCCGAAGUGUACUCUUUGUCCCAACCAUUUCUUUCGAUUGUCAGCCAUGUUUCAGAGAUUCGAACAUUCUUUCUCGAGAGAUGUAGCUGUUUCGUUGACGAUCACGUGGGACGCUCAACAGAUUUUCUGAGGAUUUCUGAGGUGUAGGUGUCGCCAACCAUGAUGUUCACCUGAUCUUGAUGAGCCCUGUCGACUUUCUGUUUGCAGGAUAUGCCCCAGAAGGAGCCUCAGAAUGUGCAGCUUGUCCUACUGGAGAAGUCCCGGACCACGGCCGCACUGACUGCACGCCUUGUGCUCCGGGAGAGUAUGCAGAUGGUGAGACAUGCCGGCUUUGUCGAUUCCCUCGCUUCUUGAACAACAACAACUGUAUUUGGUGGCACCUUCCGAUGAUCGUCCUGCUGCUCCUCUUCUUCUCCGCCCUCGUCUUCCUCGGGCACCGCAUCACCAAGCGGCGCCGGAAGCGCUGGACCGAGCGCCGUGAAGAGGAGGUGAACCAGAUCCUUCAACAGCUCGAACAGGAGCUUUGGCAUGAGAAGCUGAACACCAUGAACAGGUUCUUUGUGGCCUUGAGCGGCUUUGGCUGGAGCUGGAACCAAGUGUGUCAGCGAGCUGAAGAGAUCCGGGCCCGUCACAGCGCCCAUGCGGGUGUGAGCCUCGCGUAUUUGAUGGGUGACUUCUCACAGUUGGCCUAUGACUGGUCGGGCGAGCAUGAUCCAACAUUUCUUCGCUUGAAGGAGGUCUUCUGGCAAGGCGAGGAGAAGCUCGGAUCCGACAUUCGUUGCCCCCGCGAUGGGCGACCAGGAUGCGCGCUGGUGGAUUGGCUGUCGCCAGAGCAUCGUCAAAUGCAGACGCAUUUUAUGCCACUUGGCCAGACCAAAAAACGCCACGAGAAGCGGAAAGGAUCGGCCAUGGGAAGUGACAAUUUGGAAGAAGUCUUCGAGAAGAAUCUCCGGCGCAUCGGGCGUGUGGUCGCAGUGUUGGACACAUGGCAGCAGCCUGUCUACCUGCAACGUGUGUGGACGAUCUACGAGCAGUGUCUCUAUCGGAUCAGAUCCUUUGCUGAGACGCAGAUCUCUCGUGGAGCGUCGGGCAUCGACGACGUGACGUCGUCCCUGUGCCACGUCAACGUGGCCGAUGCCCGAGCCUUUGAUCCGAGAGAUGAGGAGAAGGUGGGUUUUGACCGAGUGAACCAGCACGUAAAACAUGCAAUGAUCCAGUGGAUUGGUGUGGUGGUGAAAGAGAAGUUCCAGUGGUACCAUGCAGACGAGGCGACCAAGUUGCAGCUGCCCCACGGAGCGCCUGGUGGAUGGGACGUUUCAUCGGUGACGAAUAUGAGUGGCCUCUUUAAAGACCUGGAGCACUUCAACGAGAACAUCAGCGCCUGGGAUACCUCCAAGGUCGCCGACAUGAGCUCCAUGUUCUUUGGGGCCACUGCCUUCAACAUGCCCAUCGGUGAGUGGAACACAUCACGCGUGCAGACCAUGAGCAAGAUGUUUUGGAAGGCUACAAAGUUCAACCAACCGAUUGAGUCGUGGAAGACCGCAGCAGUCGUUGACAUGUACGAAAUGUUCCAUGGGGCCAGUUCCUUUGAUCAGCCGAUCGGUGCUUGGGACACAGCCGAGGUGAGAGACAUGUCUGGCAUGUUCGCAGCGGCAGCAUCCUUUGACCAACCCAUCGGCGCAUGGGACACGUCUCGAGUCAAGAGUAUGGACACCAUGUUUGAUCAAGCAGUGUCCUUCAAUCGGCCACUCAAUGAAUGGGACACAGGGUCGGUGACGAACUUCUCUGCCAUGUUCAUCCGCGCUAGCUCGUUUGACCAGCCCCUUGGGACGUGGGACACAUCGGCUGCCACAGACAUGAGAGACAUGUUUUCAGGUGCCAGAAGCUUUAACCAGCCUUUGUCAACCUGGAACUUCACAUCAAUCCCAGAUGAGACGGCAAUGUCCAAUGCCUUUACCGGGUCGGGGAUGUCGGAUUGUAUGUUUCGCGCCAGCUCUGAGGCUGUAGGUUUGCCUCCCAGAAUAUCUCGUCCUUGGGCAUAUUCAGCCUGUCCCAGCUGCCCUUGCCCUCAGACGAAUCUGGCCUGCGUCGAUGGAGCCUGUCGACCAGUGAACUCUGGCUUCAUCGAGCUUGAGAAAGGCCCUUGGGAUGAUGCAGAUGCAACGCCUGCGACAGUAGUGGGCUUUGGAGCUUGCGCAAAAGCUUGUGAAGCUUCAGAUGGCUUUGCGUUCCUCCUUGAAGAGUCUGGGCGCUGUUUGCUGAUACAUGAGCCUAGGCUCACACAGGACACAGCGCUGAAAGGAACUUCAAUUAGAGGACGGACCAGGGCCUUUCGCCGGACCUCCUGCGGGACCUUCUCCUGUCCCGCUGGAACGGUGCCGACACCAACGACUCGGGCGGAGGAGUCGGAGGUGGAGGUCUCCGCGGCCGCCUGCUGCAGGUGCUCAGCCAGCAAUCAGGUCCGAGAUCGGAGCAAGGAACCCGAUUUGGUCUGUGUUGUCUGCCCAGCAGGAAGAGCUGCCAAGAAUGACGAGUGCCACGCGUGCACAGAAGGAUAUGCCCCAGAAGGGGCCUCACAAUGUGCAGCUUGUCCUACUGGAGAAGUCCCACACCACGGCCGCACUGACUGCACGCCUUGUGCUCCGGGAGAAUAUGCAGAUGGUGAGACAUGCCGGCUUUGUCGAUUCCCUCGUUUCUUGAAUGGCAACAACUGUAUUUGGUGGCACCUUCCGAUGAUCGUCCUGGUGCUCCUCUUCUUCUCCGCCCUCGUCUUCCUCGGGCACCGCGUCACCAAGCGGCGCCGGAAGCGCUGGACCGAGCGCCGUGAAGAGGAGGUGAACCAGAUCCUUCAACAGCUCGAACAGGAGCUUUGGCAUGAGAAGCUGAACACCAUGAACAGGUUUUUUGUGGCCUUGAACGGCUUUGGCUGGACCUGGAACCAAGUGUGUCAGCGAGCUGAAGAGAUCCGGGCCCGUCACAGCGCCCAUGCGGGUGUGAGCCUGGCGUAUUUGAUGGGUGACUUCUCACGGGUGGCCUAUGACUGGUCUGGCGAGGAUGAUCCAACAUUUCUUCGCUUGAAGGAGGUCUUCUGGCAAGGCGAGGAGAAGCUCGGAUCUGACAUUCCUUGCCCCCGCGAUGGGCGACCAGGAUGCGCGCUGGUGGAUUGGCUGUCGCCAGAGCAUCGUCAAAUGCAGACGCAUUUUAUGAUCUCUCGCGGAGAGUCGGGCAUCGACGACGUCACAUCAUCCCUGUGCCACGUCAACGUGGCCGAUGCUCGAGCCUUUGAUCCCAGAGACGAGGAGAAGGGGAUGGGAGACCGAAACAUCCGGAGGGUCGUCGCCGGCUCCGGUGCGAGGAGUGGAGAAGUUGGCUGCCAGGAGUGGAGUGAGGACUGGCUGAAGGGCCAAGUUUUGGAGGCCCCAACAGCUGAUAUGACCGGAGGCGAGGCGGUUCCGCCGGGUCGGGUUGGCGACCGGAAGGUUCGUGCCAUGGAUCGCCUGCGGAGCGAUGCUCUCGCAAGGCAGUCGGACGAGCUGCGACGGACUCUCCGGGAGCGUGUAGGACCGGUGAGUCCGCCGAGCUUGGCGGCUUUUUUCAUGUUUUGGCUCUGUGAAGAGGAUAUCGAUCCGGAGCCAGAGGUUGGCGGUCAGCCUGCGAGCUUGGCGAGCUCCGCCCAGGUGGGGCUUGGCUCUGGCCUGUUGAUCUACCUCACGGCGCAGGCACAUGAUGUGACGAGAUCGUCCUUGGUUUGGUUCUCGUGCAUGCUCACUGGCGGUCUGCGAGCGAUCGCCCAGCUCCGCACCACGGCGCCCCAGUCAGAGGACGCGCUGCUGGUGACCGUGUUGAUCUUCAGCUGUUUGCUGGGCUGUGGCUUGCCGCAGGCGGCUUGCCUGAAGUCUGAGGCGAUGCUUCUGGGCGUGGCUUCGAUGCUGGCCAGCGAGGCGCUUUGCAACAUCGAGGUGCUGGCGGGGACCGGCCAAGUAGUGCUGUCCAUCCUGCUCCUGGGCUUUGGCCUGACGGGCUUGCUCGAGAGCGACUCGAGCGAGCGCAGCUCUGCCCCGUACUUGGCCACGUCGAGUGUCGCCGAGGGAGGCAAAGGUUCCGGAAUGCCUGGCGCUUCCUCAGGUGACAAGAAGCGCGAGAAGUCAGGGCUCGGCUACGAGCCCUUCUUCCCGGCCACGGUCCUGGAGGCUCAGAAGUAUUCGCCACACUUUCUAGUGAGCUGCCGUGCUCGGCAUCUGCGAGGAGCUGCGGCCGAGCAGCUGCUGGAGCUGGUGCCCCGGCAGCCGCAGGAGAAUCCCAGAGGCAAGGCCAAGGCCGAAAGCAAGCGGAGGGAGAAGGCUGCAGCCCGUGGUCCGGUGCCCUUCGAGCCCUCCGAGCCGAAGGAAAAUGCCCCAAAGUCAGGAGCGGCCAAAGCUGCCGACCUUCGUCCAGAGGACGACCCGCGGGACGACCGCGCCGAGCCGGAGAAGCCGGCGGAGACACCGAAGACACCGACGCCCGCGAUGGAGGUGGAGCCGGAGCGGGAGUCCCGUGCAGUGCCUGUCCUGGGUGGAGGUGAGUCCUUGCUCCUGGAAAGCAAAGCAGAAGAGGGAGAGGAGGCCCUCGAUGCGGAGGCGAAGGACGAGGGGAGCCGACUGCAGGCGGCGCUCAGCGCGGCGGCCCCCGAGUUCCGCCCGCCGUCGGCGUUGGAGUUCUGCACGCAGGCUGCCGCCGAGGCUGCUGCGGGUGAUGAAUCCGCCAUGCACUUUGAUGGGCCAUCGAGCACGAUGGACAGCUGUCCGUCAGCCUUUGAUGGAAUGGUUUUUGAUGUGCCAUCGCAAGGGUGCUUUGAUGGGCAGAUGGGCUUUGAUGGUGGCUUUGAUGGGCCAAUGAGAUUCGAUGGCGCGCAAGAGGGAUGCUUUAAUGGACCAAUGGCUUUUGAUGGGCCAGUGCCCCAUGGCGACCCGGUCGUGGGCUUUGAUGCACACCCGUACGCUGGGCCGUGCGGUGCGCACGGCGCGCACGGCGCUGCACACGCAUAUGGUGGGCACCCCAUGAGCUAUGAUGCGCAGCCCUUCGAGGGCUAUGCGGAUCCGGACUACGGCUAUGAGAUGGGCUACUACGAGGAGGGGUUCGAGUACGCACAGGCCCAGGAUUGGUCCUGGGGGGAUGCUUCUGUGCCGUACGCAGGUGAUGACCUUCACGAGCCCAUCCAGGCCUUCGCACCGCUGGAAGGCACCUGGGCUGCUGCAAGCAGUCGACUGGAAGAGCUUGAGCAGGAUGAUGAGGAGGAGGACGAGAAGGUGGAACCGUUGGCGGCGGACAUCCCCGACCCUGGCCUCGGGCGAGCCUCGCAGGCUCGUCAAAGCAUGGAAGAAGCGCGCACCAGUGGCAAGGGCAAAGGUGCCGUCCGGGGCGCCUCUGACAGUCGCGAGGGGAAGUCCGGCAAGAACUGGAAAGGGAGUGAGAAGGGCAAAGGAGAGAAGGGAGACGCCAAGGAGAACAAAGGCGAGCGAGGGAAGAAAGGCCGCGAAGGGCGGGAAAUGACAGAUGGCCGCCAAUGGGCUUACAUCGACCCCCGCGGCAACAUUCAGAUGGGCUUCAGCAGCUCGAGGAUGAGGAACUGGUUUCAGAACGGCUUCUUUCAGGAGCACUUGGAGGUCGCCCUGAUGCGAGAGUCGGGUCAGGCCCCUCCACGCCGCGCCUUCCGGCGCCUGCGCGAGAUCUUCCCCGACCUCGACCGGUGUUUCCUGUGA
This is a messenger RNA of Durusdinium trenchii, 5837 nucleotides long. The record is from the annotation of a GenBank genome assembly. Lineage: Eukaryota; Dinophyceae; Suessiales; Symbiodiniaceae.